Messenger RNA from Phyllopteryx taeniolatus (common seadragon), 582 nucleotides. RefSeq names its product dynein light chain Tctex-type 1b (gene dynlt1b). Gene Ontology annotation, molecular function: dynein intermediate chain binding. Gene Ontology annotation, biological process: microtubule-based movement. The coding region runs from base 133 to 471 and encodes 112 amino acids. The transcript is spliced from 5 exons. The record is from RefSeq and is a predicted model, not a curated record. Lineage: Eukaryota; Metazoa; Chordata; Actinopteri; Syngnathiformes; Syngnathidae. Gene Ontology annotation, cellular component: cytoplasm; cytoplasmic dynein complex.
UUAUUGCUGUGAUUAGUCUUUAAAGUUGUCAUGGGAACACCUUUAUCGUGACGGGAAUACCUUUAUUGUGUAGAAACGUGACCGGAAGUUGUGCUGCGAGCUGGCCCACUGCUCUUUUUGUAUUUUUGCACAAUGGACGAAGGAGGUGAAGAUGAGACUACGUUUGUCGUGGAGGACGUAACCAAGUUAAUAAAAGACUCCAUAGAAACAACCAUCGGUACGAGCUCUUACCAACACAUCCGGGUGAACCAGUGGAGCACCACCAUUGUGGAGCAGUGCCUCAGUCAACUGUGCAAGCUCGGAAAGCCUUUCAAAUACAUCGUCACCUGUGUCAUCAUGCAGAACAACGGGGCGGGGCUGCAAACGGCCAGCUCAUGCUUCUGGGACAACUCUACUGAUGGAAGCUGUGCAGUAAAAUGGGAGAACAAGUCCAUGUGCUGCAUUGUCAGUGUUUUUGGCUUGGCCAUCUAAAUAUUAAACGUGUUUGGCUGCAUUUCGAAACGUGUUCGGCUGCAUUUCCAUGGUCGUAUGAUUGACAAUUGAAUAAAAUGAGCCAUUUGUGCUUUAUUAUUUUCCAAGUGA